This is a messenger RNA of Prosopis cineraria, 1221 nucleotides long. RefSeq lists its product as uncharacterized. The transcript is spliced from 4 exons. NCBI's taxonomy places the organism in Eukaryota, Viridiplantae, Streptophyta, Magnoliopsida, Fabales, Fabaceae. Gene Ontology annotation, biological process: regulation of DNA-templated transcription. The record is from RefSeq and is a predicted model, not a curated record. Bases 1 to 1221 code for a protein of 406 amino acids.
AUGGCUAAGACAAUUGCAGGAGUGAUGUCCGACACAUGUCAUGGAUUGUGUACAUUUCAUGUACAACAAAAUGCUAUCAAACAUUUGGGGAACUUCAUGAGAGAAGGAUCUCACUUUUUAAAAGAAUUCAAUGCUUGCAUGCACCAUUAUGAAGAUAAAAUAGAGUUUGAGGAGGCAUGGAGUCGAUUACCAGCUUCAUAUGAGGUGCAAGAUAACACAUGGUUGACUCGUCUAUAUAGCAUAAAGGAAAAGUGGGCUGCUUGUUACAUGAAGAGUGCAUUCACCCUUGGUAUUAAAAGCACUCAAGUUAGCGAAAGUAUUAAUGCAAAUAUCAAAAGUUGGAUGCAAUCUGAAAUAGACAUCGUUCAAUUCGUUAAGGACUUUGAAACAGUGAUUGAAAACAAGAGAUACAAUGAACUGAAGUGUGAAUUUGAUGCUCGUCAAGCAGUACCAAGGUUGAGAAGCAAGAUUUGUCUCAUGUUAAACCAACUUGCUAAGGUGUACACUUUCACUAUUUUGGAUUUGUUCCAAGAAGAGUGGGACUUAUAUUUAGUUGCAUGUGUGAAGCAUAUGGUUAAGACUCCUUUGUUGGAUGAGAUAGAUGGAAGUCCUUCGUUGGAUAGAACUCCCUUUUUGGUUGAGUUCAUAAUUACCGUGAUUGGAAAUGAGAUCAAGGGAGAUGCCAAGAUAGCUAUUGCUCAACGCUAUAGACAACUCUGUCGUCCACUUACAAGGCUAGCAACUGAUGCUUCAAAUAGUCAUGGGGCAUUUAACUUCGUACAUGAAGCCAUAGAUGAUUUGACAAAACAAGUGAUAGAUAAGUUUUUUUAUGGGCAAAUAAGUACGGAUAAUGACUCAGAAAAUGAUACAAUGAAUGAAAGCAACAUGGUACGAGGAGCUAAAGUUGUGGGGUUCAAGAAGAAACAAGGUAUAAAGGGUAGAAAGGGUGGCAAGCGCAAAAAACCCUGGCCUGAGAAGCAACCAAAGAAAAAAACAAAAGCUGCAACAAGUGCCAACAAAGACAAAAAGGAAAGUCAGGUUAAGAAGCAAUCUAAGGAGAAAAGGGCUGCGUAUCCAAUGAUCAACCCAUUGGCAGCAAAAUUUGCUGGCGACAUUGCUUUUACUAGUUUUACAAGGGCACAACUUAACUAUUCUGCACCAUCACUUAGAGUAACAAGCAUCUAUAGUUGCGCCACAAGUUUCAGCAGUAAUGAAGAUUGA